AUGCCCAACAAGUUAGAGGAGACCCCGAACAAGUUUCUCAAACCCGGCGGAAGGGACGCGUUCAUGGGGGUCAGGCUGUUUGAGGGCAACGAUGAUGUGUUGUUGGAGGAGGAGGCCCCGAAAGCUAUGAUGCAGUUGGGCCCGACGCCGUACUGGAUCAAGGAGGCGAACGAGACCUUGGGCAUCCCAAACGAGGAUGACGAUGAACAGGAGGGUUUGUUUGGGUACUAUGACAUUGAGCAUUUCACCUGA
Messenger RNA from Colletotrichum spaethianum, 252 nucleotides. RefSeq lists its product as uncharacterized. The record is from RefSeq and is a predicted model, not a curated record. The coding region runs from base 1 to 252 and encodes 83 amino acids. The transcript has a single exon. Lineage: Eukaryota; Fungi; Ascomycota; Sordariomycetes; Glomerellales; Glomerellaceae.